Suillus bovinus is the source of this 828-nucleotide messenger RNA. RefSeq lists its product as uncharacterized. Bases 1 to 828 code for a protein of 275 amino acids. The transcript is spliced from 2 exons. Gene Ontology annotation, molecular function: DNA binding. NCBI's taxonomy places the organism in Eukaryota, Fungi, Basidiomycota, Agaricomycetes, Boletales, Suillaceae. The record is from RefSeq and is a predicted model, not a curated record.
AUGAUCAAAAAGCCGACUGUCCGCGCAAAACAGUGGCAACUAGACCUCCUAAAGAAAAUGCACGCAGAGGAGGCUCGGCCGUCAACUUCCCAAAGACAUAAACUGGCUGUGGAGACUGGCCUGGAUGAGGCGUGGAUCAAGAACUGGUUUAUGAGAAAAAAUAGGGUACCUCGUCCACCGGUUCCAAUGCCCCCUGGGGGACCGCUAGUACGUAUAAUAAAGCUGGAUCUGCCUCAACCCAAUACCCCGACGUGCUCUGAUGCGUCAAGGUCCCGAGGUCCUUCUCCUUCGCAUCCUAUCGUGUCCCAGGGAACGUCGGAUCUUCCUCCGACAUCAGAAUCACUUCUCGCUUCGGCUAGCAGAGCAGACGAGAUUAACUCGACGCGGAGGCUGGCUCACGGAUACAGUCUUCCAUCCUCAGUAGAAUCUCGCUCUCUCGGCUACACUCCAGACAUGCCACCUGCCUUGGCGAUCAGAUCCAGUCCAAGGUCAUCCUCGUCCUUGGAAAAGGAAAGGACAUUGCGGUGGCAGAAUACAAGAGCGUGGCGAUACUCCAGGGACUCGCUUCACAACCGAUAUCCAGACUUCUCAAAGUUUUUCCUUCCUGCACCUUCCGAUACCAUCGGCGACACCCUCAAAAUGCCCGAGUUUUCAUCAAUCCCCAUGCCAGACAUAUCAUCCUUGACACACAAUCCUUCGAGCAUCAACACUGCACUGUCUACGGAUUCCACCCUUUCUACCAUGCACCUGUAUCCAUCAAUUACAAUGCCUGUAUUUUUUCACACAAGUCUAUCUCUAUUACACAACAUGCAGGAGCAAGAUGCUUGA